UUAUUAUCAAAGUGCAUGAAAGUUUAUCACUUAUGCUUCUUUAUUUCUUUAGGCUGUAACUCAGCACUGGACCUAACAUCCCAGAAAGCCACAGAUGCAAUGGACAAUAUCUUUAAGUUGCUCAGGGAUAUUGCGAGAGCUCGAAUGAAUAUGAAGCAGUUUAAUUCUAUACAUAAUCCAGGCAGCAACACCAAUCAGGCUUCUUACAAAUCACUGCUAAAACAGGUGGUGGAAGAGAUCUGCAGUGCUGAUCGACCUGAUUCUGUUGAUAUUGAGCAUAUGUCAUCAGGCCUCACUGAUCUACUUAAAACUGGAUUCAGCAUGUUCAUGAAGGUGAAUCGCCCUCAUCCUGGUGACCAUCCUCUUCUGAUCAUCUUUAUGGUUGGUGGUGUAACAGUGUCUGAGGUCAAAAUGGUGAAGGAUCUGGUAGCAACACGCAAACCUAGUACUCAGGUAAUUGUGCUCUCCUCAGCACUCCUGACACCACAGGGUGCUAUUGAGCAGUUGUUUGCAGCUGAUCAUCCCCAACCUGAUCCUGAUAUCUGACGUGGGAGGAUCCGUGGAGAAGAUUGAUGGCUGCCUUGGCUGGAAGCAUCAAGUCCCUGGUUUGUCACUGUUCCCAACAGCCCUUUGAAAAGCAGCAUGUCCCCUACUGUACAGCUGGGUACUUCACUGCAAGAGAACUGUGCAGCUCACAGGGGGCUCCUAAAGCUGGUCCAUUUGUCCUGUACCACCUUCUCCUUAAGGGUCACACAGCGUGGUGCUGAAUCACCCCCUCCACUCAGCACCCACGAGGAUGAUUGCCUGUAAUGACUCCCUAGAAUAGAAGCAACUGAGAACAAGGCAGGCUGAAUGUGCACUCCCUGAGCAGCACUUUUCCCUGCAAGUAAUGCCAGUGUUUUUCUGGAGUUGAUUCUGCUGGGAAAUGCUGCUGAGGGAGGUAAAGGGUAGCAAUAUCCAUCUCUCUGCCAUGUCAUCUUGCCAAAGACCUGUGUGCCUUAUACAGUAUUAACAGCCUCUGCUCAUUACACUCAGAGAGGGACCGUGGAGCACAGCCCCAGUUCAGCUGGCAGAGCAGCUCCCAGUGCAGUGAUGCUCUCCCAGCCACAAUAGAGCAGCAGGAUGGAGGGCUGAGUUACGUGGUUGUUCCUCUCGCAGGUUUCCAUUUCCUGCUCUAGUUUCUCCACCCACAAUCCCAAGAGAAAAGGCUGUUUCUGAUGGCACACUUCUCUGCAGUUUAAUACAAGGCGGACAUAUGGGCUGUGAUGGGGUGAUGGUAACCUUGGAAGAAUCCUUCCCUCACAUGCAUUUAAAAAAGAGGGGGAAAAAAAGCAUGUUCCCAUUUUCAAGAGGCCACUGUGACAGGUUUUUUUUGAGCUAGAUUUCUGAACAGCAUGAUAAGAAAGCAGCUUUUAUGUUUCAUUUAUGAUAAUGAAAGAGCUGCUAUCACAUUCAGUUCUGUAAUUUUUCUUUAUAACAAAUUGAUAUAAUCUUAGAUAAAACAGCAUUAGCCAGUAGAGACUGUGAUUGUGCGUAGCACAAAAUGUUCCAAAUUGCAACAUAAAAUGGUGGAGCUCUGAAGCUGCAUCCUCUUGGUUCAUCUGAGAAAGGCUAAGACUACAGCUCCCACUAAGAAUGAGAAUGUCAAAUUGUAUAUGAAGUUUGCUUGAACAUAGCAUUCUUUCUGAUGUCAAAGGAAUAGCUUAAAUAGGAAGUAGCUCUUUAACCUUUGUUUAGUAGCCUGCUUAAGUUCUCUUAAAUGUUUAUAAUGGUCUCCAGAAAAGGCUGCAUUUUGUUUAAAUUCACUUUUGAGUGGCUAGAAGGAAACAAAGGACCAACUAUAAAGCAUGGACAAUGUUGCCUCUAUGAAAGAACAAUUUAUAAGAAUGACUUUAGAAUGGAACUUUGUGCUGUAAAAAAUGAGAAAUAUUAUGAGAUUGCAAUGUUAAAAGCUCAAGAAAUAUUUUGAGCAGAACAGCUUGAGAGCAAAUAGCCUUUCUCUGCAUUUCCUCUUCUUUCUAUAUCAUUUAAUCUUAGAAUAUAGAUGUUUUGUGAAUUAUGUAAUCAAUAAAGCAGUGCUUUUGCAAUGCUCA
Messenger RNA from Meleagris gallopavo (turkey), 2093 nucleotides. The record is from RefSeq and is a predicted model, not a curated record. Lineage: Eukaryota; Metazoa; Chordata; Aves; Galliformes; Phasianidae.